Diorhabda sublineata is the source of this 1440-nucleotide messenger RNA. RefSeq names its product stearoyl-CoA desaturase 5-like. Gene Ontology annotation, cellular component: endoplasmic reticulum membrane. Bases 117 to 1337 code for a protein of 406 amino acids. The record is from RefSeq and is a predicted model, not a curated record. Gene Ontology annotation, biological process: unsaturated fatty acid biosynthetic process. NCBI's taxonomy places the organism in Eukaryota, Metazoa, Arthropoda, Insecta, Coleoptera, Chrysomelidae. Gene Ontology annotation, molecular function: stearoyl-CoA 9-desaturase activity; iron ion binding. The transcript is spliced from 6 exons.
AUUCGCAAUCGUAUUUUUGACUUAGCCACAUUUAUUUUGGCCUACUUAGUGUUCUGAUAUAGAAAUGCUGUAGAAGAUAUUGUGAAAAAAUUAAAACAGAAACUAGUACCGUCAAAAUGAUAACCAUUUCGUCAUUCUUACCAACUUAUCAACACCUGGAUGAAGAAUCUUCAAAACAACCUCUAUUUUCAUCGACUAAUAUUAUUAAUUAUGACAAAGAUACAAAUAAAAAUUUGAUUAAUAACAAUACGAAGAGUAAAGAUUCAAAUUCAAUUGAUAGAAUUGGAAAAAACGAUGAUACUGAAGAAGUAAACGAUACAACUAUUGACAAGAAUGAAUAUGAAGAAGAAAAACUGAUUCGUGUUUAUGGGAAAUAUAAAUUCUUGUUAUGGGAAUUCGAAACUCCAAUUAUAUGGUAUAGUGUAUUCUUUAUAACGAUCUGGCAUAUUUUAUCUGUGUAUUUUGUGGCGAUCUAUCCUUUUCCUGAAAAGAUGCCUCUAACAAUUUAUGCUUUCUGUAUUGGUGGAUUGUCAGGAUUUGGUAUAACGGCAGGAGCUCAUCGAUAUUUUACGCAUAGAUCCUAUAAAGCAAAGUUGCCAUUGAAACUAAUACUUCUAAUGUGUUACAGCAUCGCCGGACAAAAUAGUCUCUACGACUGGGUGCGGGAUCAUAGAGUACACCAUAAAUUUAGUGAAACCAACGCAGAUCCGCACAAUGCGAACAGAGGUUUAUUUUUUUCGCAUGUGGGAUGGUUGAUGAUGCGCAAGCAUCCAGAAGUAAUCAGGAAAGGAAGAAAAUUGGAUUUAACUGAUCUCACCGAUGAUCCAUUGAUAGCCUUCCAUAUUAAGCACUGGACUUUGAUCAAACUAUUCUUCUGUUUUAUCUUACCGUCUUCCAUUCCUCCUUUAGUAUGGAAAGAAAGCUGGUUCUAUAGCAUCGCCGCCAUUUGUUUUGUUCGAUAUAUUCUAUCUCUGAAUUUCACAUGGUCGGUGAAUAGUUUCGCUCAUCUUUAUGGACACAGACCAUAUGACAAGAAAAUCUUCCCAGUUGAAAAUGUAACGGUUUCAUUUUUCGCCUUGGGAGAGGGAUACCAUAAUUAUCAUCACACGUUUCCUUGGGAUUAUAGAGCGGCCGAAUUGGGUCAGAAAUUGAAUAUAACGACGGUGUGGUUGGACUUUUUCCAAAAGAUUGGAUGGGCGUACGAUAUGAAAGCCCCGUCCAAUGAACUUGUAAGGAAAGUGGCUAUUAAAAACGGCGAUGGGACACAUUAUAAGUGGGGACACGAAGUUCCCGAAACGGCCGAUUGUUCCACAAAAGAAAUUCGAAAUACGCGAUGAGUAACAAAAUAUUUUUAUCGCUUGAUUUGAAAGCGUUAUUUCCAAAGAAUAUUUCAUCAAAAAUGUCGGUAUAUUUAUAAAAAAAUAAACAUGUUUAAGAAAA